Rhinocladiella mackenziei CBS 650.93 is the source of this 1662-nucleotide messenger RNA. RefSeq lists its product as uncharacterized. The transcript has a single exon. The record is from RefSeq and is a predicted model, not a curated record. Bases 1 to 1662 code for a protein of 553 amino acids. Gene Ontology annotation, molecular function: peptidyl-prolyl cis-trans isomerase activity. Gene Ontology annotation, biological process: protein peptidyl-prolyl isomerization. Lineage: Eukaryota; Fungi; Ascomycota; Eurotiomycetes; Chaetothyriales; Herpotrichiellaceae. Gene Ontology annotation, cellular component: catalytic step 2 spliceosome.
AUGUCUUCUCAUUACACCACGGAACCUCCUCCGACUGCAUCCGUCCUAAUCUUUACGACUGCGGGCCCUCUUACCGUUUCAUUGUUUGCGAACCAAACGCCGUUGACCUGCAGAAACUUCCUCCAACAUGUUCUCGACGAAGACUAUACGAAUAAUAUCUUCCACCGCGUCUCCCCUGGCUUCGUCAUUCAGACAGGCGAUCCCACGGGAACUGGUGAAGGUGGACAGAAUAUAUAUGAGGACCGAGAAUUUGAAAGAUAUGAUGAGGAUUGGGCCAGAGUUAUGGGGCGGGAGAAGGAUGAGAAAAUCCACUUUGGAGAUGAGGUGCAUUCCAGACUGAGGUUCAAUCGGAGAGGACUGGUAGGCAUGGCCAAAGGCACUGGUAAUGGAGCGGGUUAUGGUACCCAGUUCUUCAUCACCCUGGGAGAUUGCAGGGCAGAGCUGGAUGGCAAAUGUACCAUGUUUGGUCGUGUCGAAGGAGAAGGCAUCUACAACGUGGUCAAAAUUGCCGAGGGCGAAUUGGUUGAAGGAACUGAAAGACCCAUAUAUCCCGAGAAGAUUCUCAAAAUUGAAAUCCUCGAGAUGCCCAAGGGUGAGGCAUGGCAGAAGAUGCGGGCGAGGAACAAAGUGGCCGAGCGCGUUGUGGAGGCUCCCACCAAGAAGAAGGCUUCCCAAAAGAAAGGAGGCAAGGCUUUACUUAGCUUCGGCGGCGAAGAUGGCGAAGAGGAUUCCGGCGACGUUGCAGCUCGACCGAAGAAAGCAAAAUUCAACCCGGCCCUGAUUGAUGGGGGAGAUGUCCCUGACCCAGAACCAAAAAGAAAUGGUGCUCCUGAGAACCGAAAACAAAGAUCACCCUCACCGCGACCUAUAAUUCCCCACAAGCGUAAAGCAAGUCCACCUCCUCUCGACACGUCACCAUCCCGGAUACAGCGCCGUAAGCCAUCAUUCCACGACCCAAAUACACAACUACCCCUCCGCGACCCCGAAUCGCCCUCUCGUUCACCUACACCGACAGAAGGACCUGUCGUGUCCAAAACAUCCAGCUUAGAGGCAGAAAUAGCCGCCCUCAAAGCAUCCAUGAGGCGAAACGUGUCCACCAAGACCAAGGACUCCAAACACAAGAAAUCCGCCUUGGAAUCUUUGAUUCCGGCGACAAGCACACGAGGCCGCAAACGACCUCGGCCAGGCGAAUCGAACGCGCACGACGAUGCCCACGCGCUGAAAAUGCUGAACGCGUUCAAAGCCCGACUCGAAUCGGCGGACACGAACAAAGCACCCUCGAAACCCAACGGCCAGAAACACACAUCACCCGCUCACAGCACGAUACCGGACUCCCAAAACCGCCCUCCAGAUUCCAGCACUGUUGCUGACGACGACGAAGCGCCGCUCUGUGACCUACAUUUCAUUGCAAACUGCCAGUCCUGUUCCAGGUGGAACGAACAGGGCGCCAACGCCGACGCGGAGUCCGACAACGAUAAAGAGUGGAUGAACCACUCGUUGUCGUUCGCCAAGGAUCGACUCGGCAAAGACUUGACGUGGAAGAAGAAGAACGAAGAGGAACUCGUGGUCAUUGAUCCAAGAGAGCGGGAGAAGGAGCUAAAGUCAGAGAGGAAGCGCGACAGAGACAAAGGCAAGGGCAAGGGCAAAGACAGGCGGUGGUGA